Messenger RNA from Humulus lupulus (European hop), 1182 nucleotides. RefSeq names its product pathogenesis-related thaumatin-like protein 3.5. The coding region runs from base 80 to 985 and encodes 301 amino acids. Gene Ontology annotation, biological process: defense response. Lineage: Eukaryota; Viridiplantae; Streptophyta; Magnoliopsida; Rosales; Cannabaceae. The record is from RefSeq and is a predicted model, not a curated record. The transcript is spliced from 3 exons. Gene Ontology annotation, cellular component: extracellular region.
ACAUAUAUAAACAAAGUCACUCUUCCACAACUUAACGUCACAGAGUCAACCAAAUUAAAGUUCUAGUAAUUCCAUAAUAAUGGCAUUAUCAAGUACUAAUCCCAUAUCAUUACUUCUCAGACCUCUCAUCAUCUGCUUAAUUAUUACAACAUCAGGGCCUAAGCUAUCCGAAAGUAGAAAAAAUUUCGCCAUAGUAAAUUACUGCAAGGAGAUGAUAUGGCCAGCCAUGACAAACAGUGACAACUUCACCGGUGGAGGAAUACCUGCACUGAAACCAGGCCAGUCGAUGGUGUACACCGCCCCGCCGCAGUGGAGUGGCCGAAUUUGGGCGCGAACCGGCUGCGAUUUCGACAAGGAUGGUAAUGGAAAAUGCCAAACAGGCAGCUGUGGAAGCCUGCUCAACUGCACCGGCCCCGGUAGCCCGCCAGCCUCAAUUGCCGAAUUUAAUCUAAAUGAGACGAUCGAUUAUUACGACGUGAGCCUUGUGGAUGGCUUUAACUUGCCUAUAGUUGUUAAACCUAGUAAUGGUACGGGGAACUGUAGCAGUGUCGGGUGCGAAGGCGACUUGAGGCAAAGCUGCCCGGCGGAGCUUCAAGCCAAAGCCUCUGGAGGCGGCAAAGUCAUCGCUUGCCGGAGCGCAUGCGACGUGUUCAACAACGACGAGUACUGUUGCCGUGGAACGUACAGUAACCCGGUGAGUUGUGUUGCUACGAAUUAUUCGAGGAUUUUCAAGGAGUUUUGCCCCAUGGCUUAUAGCUUUGCGCAUGAUGAUCCCACUAGUGUUAUUACUUGCUCUGGAGCUGACUAUACUGUCACCUUUUGUGGAUCCAGGAACCAAACGUUCUGCUCUUAUAAUGAUAACAAGCUUGUUUGUAGUGGAUCAAAGAGUGUUAAAGCACUGCUUUCUCAUAAAUGGUACUGGGGUUUUAUUUUGACAUUACCUUUUAUUUUUAUUAAUGAUCAACAUUUUCAAAGUGUACCCUAGCAAAAAUGACCUGUAUAGUACUAUGUAAUCGAUCAUUUUUCCAAGUCUUUUUAUUAAGUAUGUUUGUAAUCUAUCAAUUUUCCAAGUCUUUCUUAAUAAAAGUUGAAAUUGUUGGGAGCGGUUGUGGAAGACCUUUUUCUUCUGCACUACCGAUAAUCAGUGAAAUUGAUUUAUGAGCGAGUGUAAAUAUAUAUUUU